This is a messenger RNA of Cavenderia fasciculata, 11025 nucleotides long. RefSeq lists its product as uncharacterized. The record is from RefSeq and is a predicted model, not a curated record. The transcript has 5 exons. Bases 1 to 11025 code for a protein of 3674 amino acids. NCBI's taxonomy places the organism in Eukaryota, Evosea, Eumycetozoa, Acytosteliales, Cavenderiaceae.
AUGACGACAAAUCAGCCACUGCAGGCCGGUAACAACAGGUCUUCAACAAUGACAGGAGGUCAUAAUGAACAACAACAACCAUCAUUAUCAUCACCUUCAUCAUCACCAUCUUCAACCAAUAUCCAAUCAAUCAUUCAACAACACACCAAGGUAGUUAUUGACCGAGCACUUGUACAUUUAUAUAUGGCAUCAAGACUACCUUUUAUGUGGACUGACAAUGAUGAUACUGCCCAACUAUUAUUAUUACAACUAUUUCAAUGUUUUCUAAAAGAUUUUUCUUCCCCUAAUCAAAAUAAUAAUAAUAAUCAAAAUAAUUACAACAUUUCAAUCAAUACUAAAAUAAGUACUGAUAAUCCAAAGAAUAAUCUAUUGAUUGGUGGUGUUACAUUGUUGGAUGUAUUGGAUCAAUUAGAGAAUGAUCUUGCCAGACCACCUUCUGCAUUGGAGUUGUCUGAUCGUAUUAGAUUGCAGAUUGAGAAUCUACACCAGAAUGGACCUGCUCAACCACUGAUCAUCUACUUUAAAAACUCAAAUUGUAUGUUGUUGAUCCAGUUUGUAAAGAAUAGACAAUCGCAUAUUGUCCGUGCUCGUUUGUCUGUCAUUCCACUGUAUCCAAGCAUCGAGUCAUUCUCCAACAUUACCACCAAGCUCCGCCACACUGUACCCGAUCCAAGUUACAUCUCCCAGGAUGCUUCCCAAUUGACUCUUGCAUUCCUCAGCUAUCUGGUACAACUCCGUGAUGUUCCAGAACCCAUCCCCAUCUCUUUUGAAUUGAAAAAGCAUAUUCAAAUCUUGAGAGAUAAGAAUAGAAAGAAUCAUGGAAGACACCAUCACCAUAGACAACAACCACCACAAAAGAAUGAUACUACCAUCACACACUACAACAAGUAUGGAGAGAAUGAAGCCAAGAUUGGAUUGGUCACCUCUGCACUCAGUGAAUGGUUGAUUCCUUCCAUGUCCAAUGGUGGCGUGCAACUCGACAGCCAUGCAGUCACACUUGUCAAAAGUGUCAGACCAGAGAUUAUAUCCCCACUUCCCCACCAAGUCGAACUCGAAGAAUCUGCAUGUGGCGAAGAUCUUGGAGGAAAUGAUGAUGAUGACAGAAUAUCCAAAGAUUCAGUACCAUGGAGAAGAUCACCUCUUUGGAUUGGUAUCAAAUCAAUUAUUCAUCUUUUAUUCUUAGAGAAUGGUUCAUUUGAAUCAGAGGAAGAAGUAGAAAAAGAAGAAGGGUCGUGUUCUCAGUCAAAUCCAAACAAUAUUGUUUAUAAAUCAAUGAUGUUAUGCUUUAUGAGUUUUGUGGCCGAACAUGUAGUUUCAUUGGAUCCCAACUUUUUCCAAGUCACUGCCAAGCUUGCAAAACGGUCCGAAAAGUUAAUGAACGAUUCCAAUGAAGAGUUGUACGAACAUGCUAUCAACUAUGCCAGUCGUGUCUCUGAGAGCUUGUCGAGUCGGUUCAACAAGGACUGGAAUCAAUUUGUCGAGCGUUGUAAUUGGUAUGGCAACGUUGACAGCAUUUGCCAGGGGUUCAACGACUCUCAAGACUUUACAACCGUGUUUGAUUUCACUGAAAUCAAAGACUCUGCUCGUGAACAAAUCCAACAACUUUUAACCAAGCCAGUCACUCCCAAGCAACCAGCCGCUGCUCCAUCCACACAGAAACCUGCUGCUGCUUCGACAUCUUCAUCGGCAAACCAACGAAGAAAACCUAGACAGAGAAAACAACAAAAUGAAAGUAGCAGUGGUGCGUCGUAUAGCUCAGUACCAACCAAAGUACCGAGUAAUAUGGCCGACCAACGAGCAGACCGUAUUCUGAGGGAGGUGUAUGACAGAAUGGCCGAUUUGUGCGAUUGUCAAGACUGGCUACUUCGAACGGUCGUUUUAAACGACCUCGAAUUUUUGAUCAAUACCCUUUGGCUAAAGCGACCAGAAUUGAUCAGUGUCAGUUCGUCCUCCUCGGAUAUCUAUGGAUUACUCAAAAACUACAUCAAGGUCGCCAGUCAACACUAUGAACGUGACCCAGCUUUGUACAGCAGAAUAGCACUCUUUUCAUUUACGCUGGUUGCUACAUUGGACUUUGUUGUUGGGUAUCGUUGUCAAGACCCACAAUUGUACACUAGUAUCCCCAUCUUUAUCAAUGUCGAUGUACUCAGUCAUGUUAUGGUCGCCUAUGAAUGGGAGACAAACCAAUUGCACGAUUUGGAAAAGUACUUUCUUCUUCGUAAAUGCAAGCAGAGUAAUGGCGACCACUCUAUCUUUGGUGUUGGCGAGUAUGGUCUUGCACUUCCAUGGGCCAAGAAACAUCUCACCAAUGACUUGCUAAAGAGACGACAAGACGACAAUCGUCGUGCUCUCGAAAAGGAAGAGGAUUUUAGAAACCUUCAAAAGCAACUUCGUCACGAAAUCCAAGGUCUCGAAGCCAAACACAAACUAGAUCCACAAAAAUCACUUCAAGACAAGAUUAAAAAGGCUCGUGAUCAAAAAAUUACUCCCUUUGAAAGAUAUUUACCAAAGAAUGAUGAUCAAGCAAAUAUUGUUAUUUUUGAAAAUUUCCUUACUCGUUAUUCUGAUUUUAGAAUUAUUAGAGAUUGUUUUGCUAUAUUGGCAGAAUUUUGUUCAGGAGGUAAAGAUACAAAAUUACCAAAAAAGAUGGUUGAUUUUUGGAUAUCAAAACAAGGAUGGAAUAAUGAAUUACCAUUGGUAUUGUUGCGUAGUCAAUAUGCACGUAAAUAUAGAAAUGAUAAACAAUUGGUUGUAUUAAAUACAACUGAAAAGGAGAUUGUUGCAGAUAGUAAGAGACAUCCAUCCAAGAUCACUUUUGGUGCUGAUGAAGGUGUACCAGAAAUAUCAAAUUGGUUACAUAUUAAAAAGAAAUUUAUUUUCAAAUUACCAAUCCCUCCUUCUUCUUCAUCCUCUUCAAACAAACCAAACCACCACCGAAACAAGAAUGAAUUAAAAAAGAAAAUUGAAAAGGAUCAAAAAGAGAAAUUAAACAAACAAAUGGUGAAUGGUUUGGUUAGUGCAGAGAUUAAUCCAUUACAAUGGAUUAUUGAUAAUGAUAUUAUUGAUGAAAAUCAAGUAUUGGCAACACAGUGCAAGGCACCUCUUGGUAUGAGACCAUACGAUUAUAUCAAAUUUGGUCAACUUCGUAGUGGAGGUGGAUUCUUGCAUGUUAGAAAUCUUCUUCGUUAUCUGUCAGAGGAUGGAAACGAUCUCAAUAGUCUUGCAUUCCUCGUACUCGUGCAACAGACUCUUUUCAAGGCUGGUCCGGCCCAAACGUCGACCAUGUCUCACAACUCGAUUCCUUCGACACCCAUACGUCCGUGGAAGGAGAGUUGGGGUGACGACCAAGUGAUCCAACUGCUUGGUGUCACCAUCUCUCGUUUGCUCGAGGAAAGUAGAAUGAAUUGGGAUGGUCAUAACCUUUUGUUGGCCAUCAUCCAAUUGGUAUCCUAUAUUCUAAAUAACAGCAAACAGUCACAGACCAACCAAUCAACGCUCAUCCUCUUGCUACUCCAGUGUAGAAUGAUUGCAAAAGAGUGGGUAGAGACAUUGAAGCAACUCACCGAUCAAUCGCUUCGUAGUGCCAACCACAGCUCAGAGGUUUUGGAAAUGUACCGAAGAAAGCUGGUUUAUGCUUGUACAGCCAUCGUACUCACCUAUGAUUUUCAAUUGUACAACUUGCCCGAUUCUAGAAUCGACCCGCUUGUCAACCAACAAGACAACCAAUUCACUGGUAUUGUCGAUCUUGUAGGUGCUCUCAUCACCAUCCACAACAACACAUUUUACAAUGAACGAUUGGGUAAAAAACUAUCAAACGAGUUGGAAGAACAAGAACAGUUUGAUUAUCUCAUGACCAAGGUUGAUAUUAUCGCCCAUCAUCGUAGUAAACAGGUUCAUAAAACAGUCGAUUCAAAUUCUAUAUUGCUAUCGAAAAUCAUCUUGCAAUAUUGGUAUGAAGGAGGUAACAAUGAUCAGACAUCAUUACAAUUGUUUAAUGUUUGGAAGAGAUUUAUGACUAGUGAUGAAUGGGAAUGUGAUUAUAAUAAUGGUUUAACCAAAAUUAAAAUCAAUAUUGCCACUGGUUCGCUAUUAAUCAAUGGUGAAUCUAUUAAAAGAUUACCAAUUGAAAUUGAAUCUCAUUAUCUUUUUAAAAGAUUAUUUGAUACUAGUAUUUUUGAAGUUAUUAAUAUUUCAAAAAAUAGAUGGAGAACAAUUAGAAAAUAUUCAGGAAAAAGUUAUGAAUUUUUUAUUAGAGAAGGACAACAAUUAUUUGGAGAUGAUGAUCAACAUUCUAUAGGAGUAUGUGAAAUUCAUGAAAAUGGAGAUCAAUUUUAUUUGAUUGAUCAUCAACAUUUUGAUUUCCUACCUUUGGUUUUGGAGGAUGAAUAUUCUCAUUGGUUGGAUGCCAAGAAACAAAUGAUCGAAUUUAGAACAACCAAAUUCUCUAUGUUUAAUCAACAACCCAUUAAAUAUAUUGGUGAUUUGGGUCGUGGAACCAUCAAGAGAACCGAUAAUAACAAACUACUAGUCAAAGUAGAUGGUGAUUUAAAGGAAGAUAUUGAACAACUGUUUAAAUUGGAAAAUGAGGAUCACAUUCAUGUUUAUGAAAUCAGUCAAGAGGAUAGUGAAAAGUCAUACAAUGUUCAUUUGUACCAAUAUCGUUUGGAUUUCAAGGUCAAUUGUAAAUUGGGUGUCAUUGAAUCGGUACAAUACAGUGGAUAUAGAAUAUCAGAGAACCAAAAUAUUGGAACACUCAUUGGUUUGGAGACUCAAUUAAUAUUGCAACACUCGACAGCCGACAAGACAAAAGUAAUCAUUCCAAAUGCAAAGAUUGGUAUUAAAUCUGAAUUUGAACGUUUUGGUUGUGUCGAAGAGGAAGAUGACGAUGACCAAUACAAUGAACAAGAUGAAUCAUUCCCACCUCAAAGAGAAAGAGAUUCAAUUGAAGAUUUCUCAUACAUUAAUGGAUUGUCACAACAACUUCUUACUCAACCUUUUACAUUAGAGGUUAGUGAAAGAAGAAGAAAAAGAAUUAAUAAUCUAGACGAUGAAAUUGUAAAAGAACUAGAUGAAGAUGAAUUUGAAGAAAUUGAUCCUUCUUCAUCUGAAAAUGAGGAUGACAUUGACAAUGACAAUGAAAACGAUGAUGAUGAAGAUGCACAAUCAUCUACUUCCUUUUCCUCUUCUUCUUCAUCCUCCUCUUCCAACUCAGUUGAACGUAGUAGAUAUUUUAAUAUAUCAGAUACUGAUGUUGGUGCACUUCAAUAUCCAAGUUACUUUAUCUAUGAUUUGGAUAAACAAACUAGAUUGGUCAAGGCAUCAGAUAGUACUGCUCAUUUACAUUUAGCCUAUGCUCAUCUCAUGACCUCUUCGGCAUUCCCUGAUCCAUUCACUGGGUUGACAGGUCUUGAAUGUGCCAUUCUUCAACUUCAAAGCUUUAGAAACAAUGUUCAAUACACUGACCAACAAUUAUCGAUUCUCAAGAGAAUCAAGGAUGUUGCCCCUCGUCGCUAUGCCAUUCCCAAUCACUCGGGUCCCGGUCAUACAGUUCUCCAACACGUCGAUUUCAAGCACCCCCAACUAUCUCAUCCAGUCACACAAGAUGUCAUUGCUUUGGUCGUAGAUGAUAUUGUCAAGGGUAAUGACUCUAUAAAGUUCCUUUGGCCUUCAAAACCUACUUCAAUCAAUCCAAUUGUUCCAGAUACAAGAUUGAGUGAAGAUGAACAACAAGAAGAAGGAGAUAACAAAGAUGAAACUGAAGAAAAACCAUUAUCAUUUGAAGAAGAAGAAAAAGAAUGGAAAUUCGAAUUGAUUGAAUCAUUGGAAUUGAACCAAGCUUCAUAUUAUCGUAAUAGACAUUUAUUCUCACCUCAUAUACUUCCAAGUCAAGAUGUAUUGGAUCGUAUCAAGGUUAGUUUUGAAACGAUUGCUCUGACCAUGCCAUCUCAGUAUGCCAACUACUCUGCGAGGGUCACUAGAAUUGUCGAUCAUCCAAACCUCCAUAUUGACUCGUUGGAUCAUUCCUUGUCACCACUUGCGACACUUGAAAAGAGCGAUUUCCUCAAUAUGCACGGACCAGAGUUUGUCAAAGAGUUUGAUGACAUUAUAUCGUUUACGGGGUCACUCGACCAAGAGAAAAAAGAUACAGUAUUUAGCAAGUACUGGACAUCAUUGUAUUACAUGGCCACACAAGCAAACAAGGACAAGAUGCUAAGAGAAAAGUUCAAAUAUACAUUGACCUAUCUUCAAAUCUAUUUCCACAUGGAGAACUUGUUUUUGGAUCAAUUCUUUUAUUUAGUGCUACAACAAAGGGUUCAACUUGUCGAACCACCCUCUCCAACCUACUCACCACCACGUCAAGAAAUGGGGUCGUCUGCUAUCAUCCCUCAAUUGAUAUGGACAAACCCCAAAGAAACCUUUUCAAGAUUCAAGCUCACUGAAUAUAUCACCGAACAAUUAAAGACUCACCAUAGUUCAGUUCCCCAAAAUGAAGCACAAAGAAUCUAUGAUGCCAUCCUCGUACAACACAGUUGGGAGAAUGAUCCAUCUAGUCCCGAUAUUAUCGUUGCUCCAGUUGAAGUUGUUGGUUUUAAUCCUCCCAAUAUCCAUAGUCUUUAUCUACCAGACACUCUAAGAUUCAAUAAUUGGUUGAGUGAAACUAUCAAGAUUUGGGCUUCAAAUUCUAAACUAAAGAAAUUUCUUGCUCUAGUUUCUCGUAUAUUAAAUUUAAAUCCAAAUCAACCAAAUCAAAAAUCAAAUCAAAUUCCAAUCUUUUAUAAAGAUCAAGAUAAACCAAAUGUAAUUGAAUUUGAAUCAAUUGAAUGUGAAGAAUUACAACAUAGAAUGAAUUGGGAUUCAGAUAUAUUGGAUGUAAGAGAUUUAAAAGUUAGAAAAUGGUUUAAAAUUUGGAGUAAUGGUUAUGACAAGGUGAUAGAAACCUAUUUCUCUGAAUGUCUGAAAGAUUAUCAAGAUAAAAACAAGACCAACUCUAUUUAUUUGGAUCAAUUCUUUAAUCAAAAAGAAAAUUCAAUGAUUGAAAUGAAGAGAUUGUUUUAUCAAGAUUUAAAUGAAAGCAAGGAAUCUUUGAUCGAGAAAUUCAAUGUUCCACUCAAGAAACCACUUGGACAAGAGUCAUUGGAAAAGAAACUUGCCAAGAUUCAAAAACGUGUUGAGGAUCAAUCAAAGGAAAUUUGGAAGUUGAUUGAAGAAUAUUAUCUUGGAUCGACUGAUACUGCUGAUAAGAUGUAUCUUGCAGCUGGUUGUUGGAGAAAGUGUGUUCCAAAGAUUGUGUAUGGAGAUUUUAUCAACCAUUACACUGUCCACCACCUCUCUCAAAACGAUCAAUAUGCAGCUGGUAUGAAUUCAUUUUUAAAUCAAUCUAAAAACUCCAAGGAAAAGACCAUCCCAGAGGAAAUAUACAAGUUGAUUGGUGUCCACAUCCUCCUUCAAACCUAUCUACAAAAGAUUGCAAGAUGUAGAGAGGCUAGUACUGACGAAGACCUCGUUCAAGAAUUAUCUCAUAACCGUACCACUAGAACUUGGUCAUUGGAAGAAUACCCGUCAUGGUUGGUAUUUGAAUUGGAACAGUCCAUUUGGAUUAGAGACAUCCAAGCCGAUAUUGCAAUCAAAUUGAUGAGUGCAGACCAAAAUGAAUGUAUUCAAUUGCAAAUGGGUGAAGGAAAGACAUCGGUCAUUCUCCCAAUCAUGUGUUUGGCCAUGUCCAACAAAAAGAGUAUUGCUCGUGUCAAUGUUCUUCCAUCGCUGCUCCAAACAUCGGUUCACGAUCUCCAAAUGCGUUUAGGAUCUGCUAUUCUUAAUCGUCCAAUCUAUCUCUAUCCAUUCAAGCGUGAGAUGGGGUCACUCAUCACCAAUGAGCACAUUGAAAAGAUCAUGUCCAAUCUUGAACAAUGCCACAAACGCCAAGGUAUCAUCUUGUGUACGCCAGAGCAUCGUCUCUCGUUUGCACUCUAUUGGAAACUCAACUUUGACCGUUUGACAUCGAUGGAAGGUGUACUUAGAUAUUGGGACGAACACAUCUUUGACAUUAUGGAUGAGUGCGAUGAGAUUCUCUCGCAUCGCUACCAACUACUCUAUCCAACUGGAUCGAAAAUACCUUUGGAUGGUGGAUCAGACCGUUGGAAGGUUAUCCAAGAGGUACUAUCUGAACUCAAGAAUCUAGACUUUAGAGCAAUCGACAAGAAAAAGAUUGAAUUUAGAUCAAACAACUCUCAACAAUACCCAACCAUUGUUGUCUAUGACUUUGAUGAAGGUAGAAAGUUGAUGCACCAGUUAAUGAAGAGAAUGAUGCGUACUCUACCAUUCAACGCAUCGAAGGAAAAGUUGGGUGUUUUGGAAGCAUUCUGUUGGAUCGAUGCAGACAUUAAAGAAGAGGUACAUGUUCGUCACCAAAGAAUUAUCAAGGAUAUGACGAAUGACGAAUCGAUCCUCAAUAGAAUCUAUAUCUAUCGUGGUUUGUUCUCCAACGAUGUCUUGUUGCAUGCCCUUCAAAAGAUUUGGUCCAAUCAUUAUGGUAUUAGAUCAAGUGCCUCCUCGUCCAUGUCAUCACAACAAAAUGGUGACAGUUCCACUCUUCUUGCUGUCCCCUACCGUGCCAAGGACACACCCUCUGAAACUAGUGAAUUUGGACAUCCAGAGUUUGCCAUGAUUCUCACACACAUCUCCUACUAUAAUCAAGGCCUCACCUUUAAACAAUUUAAAAAGGCUCUUUAUCGUUUACUCACCUUCCACAAGACUCAAGCAUCGGAUAUCUAUCGUACUUGGACCGAUUACGAUCAAACCAUCGAACCAAAAUACCGUGAUAUCAAGUGUGUUGUUCGUUCUGACAUUUCCUUGAUUCGUCAUCUCCAUACCCUCUUCCGUUACAAUUGUAGAGUCAUCAAUUUCUGGUUGAAUGAAUUGGUAUUCCCAUUUGAAACCAAACAAUAUCCAUCCAAACUAUUUGCCAACCCAUGGGAUUUGGUUAAUCCAAAAGAUGAAAGAAAACAAUACAUCUCUUGUGGAUUUAGUGGUACCAAUGAUACUAAAUGUCUCUAUCCUCUUACCAUUCAACAGAGUGAAAUGAAUCAACUCAAAUAUACCAAUGUUCAAGUAUUGAAUUAUAUUCUUGGUCAAAAUGAUCAACAAAAUCAGGUUUCCAUUUUAAAACUUGGUGAAGAUAUUACUCAAAAGAUGACAACAAAACCAAACAACAACAACAAUAAUUCAUUUACAAAUGUAUUAAUUGAUGCUGGUGCAUUAAUGAUUGGACAAACAAAUGAACAAGUAGCAAGAAAUUGGUUAGCCAAGACACCACAAUCAAAGAUUGAUGGAGCACUCUUUUUCGAAAAUGAUAAAUUGACAUCAAUCGAUCGUGAUGGAAAGAAAUUCCUUUUUAGUCAAUCACCAUUUUCCGAAAGAUUGGAUCGUGUUAUUGUCUAUUUAGACGAUUAUCACACUCGUGGUGUUGAUAUUAAACUUCCCACACACUCUCAUGGUCUUGUAACUAUUGGUGCAAAGAUGACCAAAGAGAAACUCCUUCAGGCUUGUAUGAGAAUGAGAAAGCUUGGCAAGGGUCAUACUGUCUCGUUUGUCAUCCCAGAACAACUCAAUGUUUCACCAAGAGUCGUUGACAUUCUUCAUUGGACCAUCAACAACACCAUUGAGACCAAUGUCGCUGCAUUUGGACACUGGGGUCACCAAGGAAUGUUACACGCCCGUUUACAAUCGGCCAUGCAAUUGGUCAAACAUGGAAAGGCAUUUACUCGUUUAUCGUCACUUCCAGAGGUCACUCGUCUCGAGUCUAUGUACUGUGGCCAACACAAAGAGUACUUGGCAUCCAAGGUGAUUGAAAACCAAGCUUCGUCAAUGACCUAUCGAUUCGUACAAGACAUCAACUCUGAUGGAACCAUCCCUCAUGAAACUAAAGAGUAUGAAAAGGGUCAAUACUACCAAUUCCUCAAAGAAAUUGCACAACGUUCAAAGCAACUGGUCAACGAUGUCAAGAUCUACAGCUCACCAGUCGACGAGGAACAAGAACGAGAGUUUGAAAUUGAAAUUGAACUCGAAUCGGUUCAACAACCACCAGGUGUAAGAAAGGCAUGUCCAGCCAACAUUCAAACUCAAUUACUUAUGGAUCUUGUCACUGGUAAAAAGACAUUGGAUGUUCACUCGAGAUUCUAUAAAGAUUUUAUCUUUGAAGUCAAAGAGAUGUACAGAAAUACUAGUCUUUUCAACCUGGUCGAAUCUCUCGACGGAUCCUCUAGCCACUCGCUCACCAGUGCAACUACACCAUUUAGUUUAAACAUCAAGGUGACCAAAGAUUUUAUCAAUGCCGUCGAAAAAUCAACCUCUUUCAACUUUGAUAAGAUUCAAUAUGAUGAUGAAUUCCAAAGACCACUCAAUUAUUGUCUAGUUUUAUGGAAUGUUUCAGAUGAUAGAGAUAAAGAACCAUUUAUUGUUUUAGUUUCAAUGGCCGAAGCAAAUUGUUUGAUGGGAGAAAUCAAUAAAUUGGUAAAUGUACAUCAAACAAAUGACCAACAUCAUAGAAAUGUAGAUCAAGAGAUUAUUUAUGGAUCACUCCAUCAAACCAUUCCACAUGGUUCAUUGAUGAGAAAGAAUGAAGAAUAUUUUACUACCCUACACACUCCUCUUCCCACCACAGCAAGAUUAGAACUCUUGAACCCUCUACUCGUCCAACUCAACUUACUCAAUGGAUCACGUUACUUUGCUGACCAAUCAGCUGUUCGUAAAUUCCUUGGUAUUGUUAGACUAGAUACAAAGGAGGCCAUGUCAAAGCUUAUUGAUCAUUCCAUCGUCGACCAACUCGGUUUUAUUGGAAAGACCAAACAAUCACUCCUUGCCACCAAGCCAGCCAAUAUUACAGAUGAACAAUGGUCUCAAGUUGUAAAAACCAAACAAUCCACCAAGUUCCAAGUAUGUCCAAUUGAAUUCUUGAUCAAGAAUCUUCAAUUGCACAGAAUCUAUUCUACAAAUUAUUCUGAUCUAGAAUUAAUUCUUAAACAUUAA